Messenger RNA from Clunio marinus, 336 nucleotides. Lineage: Eukaryota; Metazoa; Arthropoda; Insecta; Diptera; Chironomidae. The record is from the annotation of a GenBank genome assembly.
AUGUGCCUUUUAAGUGUAGAAAUUUCUAGGGAUUGGUACAUGAAAGUUUACAGUAAUGACAAACAACACUUUACAAUGUCAUUUUUUGAGAAGAAAUUACACGUCGCAAAAAAGAGAAAGAAUGUUGUUUUGCAAAUUGAUGUGAAUGUUGGAAUCGUUCACAUGAUGAUGAUGAUGCCACGAAUUAUUCCAACAAAAGCUUAUGAAGAGUUAAAAAAUAAUGCCGCAAAUUUGCUUGCAAUGAAAUGUGUUAGAAAGUCGUUUAAGCGCAAUAAUCAUGCUUAUGUAGUGCGGGACUUUUUGCUAAACACUUUACAAUGUUGCAGAAUCAUUUAA